CAAGAGAACAAAGCUUAUCUGAUGAAGAAAAAAUUCUUUUAGAUUGUACAAGUUCCACUAUGAUGCAAAUAGAUAGCAUAGACAAAAAGCAACUCCAGGAAAGUAGUACAAAUAUUAAUGCUAAACUAUCUCAUAUAGAAAGUGUAAUUAGGCAAUCGACCACUGCACCCAAAUCAACCAAAAUAGAAAUUGAAACAAAUAUGAAGGACUUUUUGACCUCUAACAAAAACAGAAUUAAUCUGACUCCCAUGGAAAUUACACAGGUAGCUCCAACUUUAAAAAUUAUCAACACUAUUAGCAAUAUCAAAUUAGAAUCUCAAGGCAAUCCUCAUAAGAAUAAUGGAGACGAAUAUCACACAGGGAGAGGGCAAUUAUAUCCUCCUGCUAAAUAG
Messenger RNA from Dentiscutata erythropus, 392 nucleotides. Lineage: Eukaryota; Fungi; Glomeromycota; Glomeromycetes; Diversisporales; Gigasporaceae. The record is from the annotation of a GenBank genome assembly.